GAAGAAAUCGACGAUUAAAAAGCAGUUACUUCCACCUCCAACCAGCUGUUUGCAAACAAAAUAUUGGCUUUUUAAUAGUUUUUAACCAAUAUUAGUUACUUAAUGGACUGCUGUGGCAACGAAGUGCGCAGCGAGAGCAUAUACAACAUGCUACAGGCUUUGGUCGAUUCGAAAUUGGUCAACGUGCAGCUUUUAUCCAUUGCAGUGGGCAUUUUCUUCGUGGUCCUGCUGCUGAAAAACAAUUUCCGCAGCUUUUCUGGAACGUAGAUGGAUGAUUACAUUUAGUGUUUAAUUUAUUCAAUAAUGUAAUGUAACGCUAAGGACUAAUAAUAACAACUUCAAGCCAC
Drosophila eugracilis is the source of this 347-nucleotide messenger RNA. RefSeq lists its product as uncharacterized. The record is from RefSeq and is a predicted model, not a curated record. The transcript has a single exon. Lineage: Eukaryota; Metazoa; Arthropoda; Insecta; Diptera; Drosophilidae. The coding region runs from base 103 to 267 and encodes 54 amino acids.